UGCUGCCAGCUUAUCACAGCGAAAUACCCCGCUGCUCAAUUUUUUGCAUUCCCUUCAAUACCGCAGCUCUACUUAAGCCGGGCAAUCCCUUUGCCACCUCUGCCUUGAGCCGUUGCUCAAAUCUGUACGAUUCGGAAAUGAUGGCAUCGUCUACCAUAUCACACAAAUGCGGUAUCAUCAAAGCAGGCCUCAAAGCCGUUGCGUCAGCCGCUCUUGAGGCCGCAGCACCGCCAAUGAUCACCUCUGCAGAUCUCUGCGACUUCAGAGACAAGUUCAUCCUAUGGUCCGGAAACAUGGGUGCCAUGCAUCAGCCUUCUUCAAGCCUGUCACUCGAGUGCCGGCUUUCUGGCGCCCAAGGAGUGCUCGCCCACAUCCACAGACUCCUAGGUGACCUUCGAGAUGCCUUGGAGGAAGUCCUUCCUCUCCUCUCUCCCCAACCCCCGGACUCUAUCCGGGACUCUGCCACAAGCUCUGAAGUUGUCGGCCCUCCUGGUAGGGAGGAGGAGCUAGAGUAUGCAGAGUCGCUGGCGGGCGAGAUAUCUGAUACCCUGAGAGGUCUUUUCCGCGCCGGGAUACUUGUGCGCAAAGCCACCAGCAGGGACAGGUUCGCACACGCACUCAAGCACUCGACGUCAGAAUUCCUGGACCUGUACGACAAGGAGUACGUGCACCGGAAGUGCUCCAAGCUCAGGAGGCUGGCCGAUCAGUCGCACUGGCUGGUGCACCGGCUGGGUUCGGCAAACGUCAAGAGACGCCAAGUCCAGCAGUACUACCGGGAUCACAAGGCCCGGCUCGCUGAACCAAAAGAAGGCGACCAUGAGGAGACUCCAACGGAGAGGCUCUCAAGCAAAGCAACGACCCUGGCCCCGGCGCGACUAGAAGCCGAGUUCAGCAAAGCCGGCACGCCGGUCGAGGAAGAGUACGAGGGCGCCAUGUCCGUCACCACAGCAGUGACAACAUUCGAUAGAGCCACUUCACUCGCUCUGCCAAGACUCACCGAUCUUUCCCAGCCCGCGGAACCAUUUGAGUGUCCCAUCUGCUUUCUACUCUCCUGUUUUAGCAGCGAGAAGGCCUGGAAGAUUCACGCCUUUGCCGAUAUUAGACCCUAUGUCUGUACCCUGGGCGGCGGGCCGGAAUGUGAAGGCCUGAUGUUCCCGGACCGGAACUCCUGGUUUCGACACGAGCUCACCCAGCACCGAUCCCAAUUCGCAUGCGCCGAGUGCAAGGUCGAGUGCGGCUCCGAGCCCAAGUUUAGGGAUCACCUUGCCAAGCACGGCGAGUCCCCGGGCGAACGCAUGGAUGAUCUGGUAGCCGCGGGGCGCAGGGUGCAGCGCACUUUCGUCGCUGGAGAAUGUCCUUUCUGCGAUGAAUGGGAGGCCGCCAAGGCCGCCGCUUCGUCGCAGGUGGUAACUGGGCCUCAGCUCAAAAGGCAUGUGGCAACGCACCUGGAGCAGCUGGCGCUCUUUGCAGUCCCGCGGGCAGUCGCAACAAAUAACGAGAACGAAGAAGGAAAAAAGGAAGAAGAAGAAGAGGCCGAAAACGCGCGCGAGGGCAUCCCUCUUCGCUACGGGCCAGGGAGAUAUAUUACCUACAAGCCAGGGAGCUGGAAAUGCUGCCGCUGCGAGUUUGUCAAUUUUCCUUUCUUGGGCACUUGCGCCAUCUGCAUUGAGAGUGAGAGACCUCACGACAUGUGUGGUCGCUGUACGGAAAUUUCGUUAGGCUGGGAGCAGGACAAGAGGCAGCAUACAUAGCCAGGGCUCGAGAGGGCGGGCAUUGGAUGCUUAGAUCUUGCAUUUGUAGUAAGGUCAAGCGUUCGUGUUCAUCUCUCCGAAGAGAUCUCGGUACCCGACUUGCACAGGCGAGCAGGAGAAAAGGUCAUACCAGUAGGGUGUAUACAUUUAUUUUACCAUGGCUUUUAUAAAAGACAUGACUCCCACCCAUAUGAGGGAAGAACAG
Gaeumannomyces tritici R3-111a-1 is the source of this 1956-nucleotide messenger RNA. RefSeq lists its product as hypothetical. The coding region runs from base 138 to 1751 and encodes 537 amino acids. The record is from RefSeq and is a predicted model, not a curated record. The transcript is spliced from 3 exons. Lineage: Eukaryota; Fungi; Ascomycota; Sordariomycetes; Magnaporthales; Magnaporthaceae.